AUGAGUGAGGAAGACUUAAGCCUGGCACAUUCUAAGGAGGAAGUUUUGCGAAUAGGCGUGCGGGUGCCGCCAUUUUGGCCUGAAGAGCCGGCUUUAUGGUUUGCGCAGGUCGAGUCGCAGUUCGUUUUAUCUCGAAUAACGAGUGAUGAAACUAAGUUUUACUAUUUAGUCGCGCAAUUAGAUCAUCAACACGCAAUCGAGGUGAAAGACGUUAUUACUAACCCUCCAAAAACAGAUAAAUAUGAAAAAUUAAAACAAGAACUUAUUAAACGCUUAUCUGCAUCACAGGAGAAGCGUGUUAAGCAGCUUUUAAUGCAUGAGGAGUUGGGAGAUAGAAAGCCAUCUCAAUUUUUACGUUACCUGGCUAGUUUGGCCGGUCCGUCUGUGCCGUCCGAAUUUCUAUUAACCAUAAGGUCCAGCAGGUUGCCGCAGAACAUUCAGACCGUAAUAGCUUCGCAGAUGGACCUCGACAAGGACAAACUAGCAGAGCUGGCCGAUAAGGUGCAUGAGAUCGCACCGUCCUCACCGCAGGUGGCAAGCACCUCUUCUGCUCCAGCAUCUUCCCAGAGCGAAAUGGCGCAGCAGAUUGCGGAAUUAACCAGGCAAGUGGCUUUACUUUCCAGUAGACUCGAACGAUCAGAGAGACCUCAUUCAAAGUCACGGAAUAAAAGGUACCGCUCACGCAGCCGCUCUAAAUCUAGACAGCCUCCAGCAAACCAUCCAUCCUCCUUGUACCAUUUUACAGUUGGUGCGAAAGCGGCCAAGUGUAAGCAGCCUUGCACGUUCCAGUCGGAAAACUCCAAGGGCAGUCGGAAGUAG
This is a messenger RNA of Vanessa atalanta (red admiral), 819 nucleotides long. RefSeq lists its product as uncharacterized. The transcript has a single exon. Lineage: Eukaryota; Metazoa; Arthropoda; Insecta; Lepidoptera; Nymphalidae. The coding region runs from base 1 to 819 and encodes 272 amino acids. The record is from RefSeq and is a predicted model, not a curated record.